CCGCGUUAAAGCACUGAAGAGUUGCUAGAGAAAGGUGGGGGGAAACCGAAUCCCAGAAAAGGCACCUGCCUCACCCAGCGCGGCGCAGAGAGGAGCCAACACUCACCCGUCGUGAGGCCACCCUUGGCCUUCAUAAUCAUCUCCUGUGCUUUUCAGAGCUAAAUUUAAACCCUGGGUUUGCGCAGUGGCUGUCUGUAAUUCACUGCCGCUUUGUUUCCUGCCUCGCUGCCGUGCAGAGGUUUCGCUCUUAGCGCAAAAACUGAAGGGGAAAUUCCCUACCCCAAAGUUUGCUGCUGCUAAACUUUUUUCAGCUGCAACUCGCCGAGCCCGAUGUCGUGCCGUGGCCGCCCAGCUGGGGAAAGGAGGGCCCCCCACCAAAGCACGAUGGAGAUGGAAGAAAUAUUCCUCCAGCUCUGUGAGGAGGUCGCCAGGCUGCGGGAUCUGUGCACAAAGCAGGGCAAGCUCCUCCAGAAGCUGACUGCCAGGAAGGGACCCGUCCUUGAUAUCCCCGUGUCGCUGCCAAUCCAGUGCACGGAGGAUAUGGUCACGGAGGAAGGGGAAAGACCACCGGACAGCCACCAGAAAUGCUCAGAGGCACCGGCAUCCGCCGCUUCCGACCCAGAGGGCUCUGCUCAUCCCCUGGCGCAGCCGCAUGCUGCCGGGACGCUGCCUGGCUUCAACGGCAAGUACCCACCAAGCACCGCGAAUGGCAGCGUCUUCGGCGGUGGAACUGGAGGAGCGGCUCUUGCUGUAGCUUUUGGCAGCAGCAAGGCAGAGAGGAGCGAGAAGGUGGAUGUAGAUACGUGGCUGAAAACCUGUAGGAUGCUUCCUAUGUUGAAAGGCCCCAAGGAAGAAGUGAGAGCUUGCUGCAGCCCGCAGGAUUUGGUGGCACCAAAUCCAGUUGUCGUGGACUCCUUCCUGACUCUUUUGGAUCUCUACGAAGCCCCAGAAGCCCUUCGGAGAGAAGAUGCUCCCAGCGAAAGUGCUCUGCCUGCUGAGGCUAAAGUCCCGGUAGAGAUCCGAGGACCCGUGAAGACAUCCUGGACGCCGGGCUGGAUGCUGGAGGACGGUACGCUUGGGCAAGGAGCCAUCCUCACCUGUGAGGGUGCUCAGGCUUGUGACAUUUGCCAGGAGAUUUUCCCCUCGGACGCAGUGGGCCAAGCGGACUAUUUAAAGCACGUCUUAGCCCACAUGAAGUAGGACUUGUCUUCGUGAUCGGAAAUUCGAAUAUUUGUACCUCGACCAACGCGACAGGCUCUGGACCUUCAUGAGAUCCUGCCGUCGGCUUUUACCGGGGCCAGCUAAGGCAGCAGUCCUCUUCUGUGUAAUCCAAGGUGCUCCCAAACUCAGUCCCUGAUGCACUGUUUGAUGGGCCGGUUGAGGGCUCUGGGUGUGUUUUGGCUUGUUGAGCUUUGUGGAUAUCAAAGCCGCUUCUGUCCUGGGGUCCGGACAUGUGUAGGGCUGGGCACGGGAGCUGUCACUCAAGUUGGAAUGGAAAUUUUUCAAAAUUCACCUUUAACUGGGUGGAAAUGAAUUUUCCAUAAAUAGUUAGGGAUGUUUGAAAAGUCACAUUGGCUUUUUCCAAGAACAUGGAAGGUUGGGUGGGAGAAUCGUAAAGUUUUCACGGUCACUAAACCUGAACUGGCCUUUUGAGAGAGGCUCAGUAGCACGAUGGCAUGGACCGGAUCGCACCUUCCAAGUGUGUUACUGAGAAGGGCAUAAGCGAGAGCUCUUCUCACUCCUGAAAACCUCAUCAGCUCCAGCUCAGUGAUUUACAGGAGUUUAACUGAUCCCUCUCCAGGUGGGAAGAGGCUUAUCAGCACCUGUCGGCAUGGAGUCGGCUCUCCCGGCUCGCGUCCCGCUGUGUUUAGAGAGCAGUGGGGCAGAAAGGGGCUCCUCCAGCACACGGAUGUGAUCGACACGUGUGUUAUUGUCCCGUCUUUCUAUUUAGCCUCUCGGGGAAAGCGUCUUUUGAACGAAAAGCUCUGGGAGGUGGUGGGCGGCUGUGACUGGGGGAUGCAGAGGAUGCAGCUUCUGGUCCUGCGGCUGGUUCUUUGCCAGAGCCUGGGUGAACCUCGCUGGGCUGUGGUUUGCCCUCGAGCAAAGUUUUGAUCUUGCCCUGAAUAAUAGGAGCAAGGAAUUGAAUGUGAGGGUGUCAUCCGUGUGACCAGGAUUAUUAUAUUUGUUCAUUGACAGCACCUCCAGUUUGAGUGUUAUAUAGCACUCUCAUUCAGUGGCUAUCCAUGUGUUUUGCAAAGGAAUUCACCCUCACGGGUGGGGAAACUGAGGCAUGAAGCACUGAUUAGCUUUUUUUUUUUUUUUCUUUUUUUUGGCCUCAUCUCAGGCCUUUGUGUUUUGCAAGUUGCUUCUGAAGUGGAAUUGGCAUCCCGUGUUUGAGGCAACUUGCAUUGAAAUCGAUAGCCAGAUUCUCCUCUACUAAUUACAAUCUCCAGCUCCAACAUCUCAUCUUUAGCUAUGCAGAUAAUAGUCACGAGUAGAGUCUCUCCCCAGAAAUGGAGCCGCAUUUAUAAAUUUGCUGUGACCGCGGUGGAGCUGAUGACAAACAUCUGUGUGUCCCGAGGAUCUUGUCCUUUCAGACAAGAUGUGGAUGGGGCAGGGCGCUGGGCUGACAGCACCGUGGUCCCUGGCUAACCUGGACUUUGCGGAGGGCAAAGCCGUUUCUCCGAGAACUGUUUUCCAAGACAGAUCCUGCAACUUCUUUCUUUAGAGCCACAGCUUUGAGCUUGGUUUCUCCAUUCGUGUGGAUGUUGGAGCUGCUUUCUGCCCUUGGCAGAAUCAGGACCUUUAUUUCACUGAAGGUCAAAGUGGGUUUUCUCGAUGUCACGGUGCAACUUUCCCGCUAGCACCUCCUGCUCCAAGUUUCCUCCUGUGACUCCUCAAAUUAAUUAGGUGGUGGGAUGAUUUUAUAGUGUUUUGUGCUCUUCUAUAGGGCCUGGAAGAAAAUAUCGUUUCCCAGCAUGCUGAGUUACUGGAAGCGCCAGAUCAGAAAGCAAGCCAGAGCAAGAAAAACCAUAAAUUUAUUUGGUAUAAAAUUGUAACAGCCAUCCAGAAUUUGCCGGAAGGGAGAAGACCAGCCCGGUUCUUCUUGCUUUGAGAGCACGUCCGGUAAAUUUAAUUUAAAAAUCGCAAGCACAGAUGGCUUUUCUCAAGAGUCAGAGCAACUGUGGCGCACCGCUGGUUUCCACGAGUGGCCGUGCCGAGGCAGCUGCGCUGUAUGAGGCACCGUAUUGCCCAAAACAAUGCGAAAAAUCACACCGGGCGUGUUUGGGGUCACCUGUGAUGAAAUUUUGGCCUGAUGCUCCAUCCCUGGUGAUGCGGGAUGGUCGAGCAGCUGAAGUUCAGCAAACUAACUUCACUGCUUGGCCUUUCUCAACUUGCUUCAUUAUAUUUUUAGAUGUCAUGUUGUGCGGUGCAAUUAGUCACCCCCUUCCCAGCCAGAUGGUCCACAGUGACACAGGAGCUUCUAUUUUAUAAUCCAGUACUUUCCACUGGCAUGAACGUGCCUCUGCUUCCUAAAUAACCUUAAGUAUAGGGUGUUUGUCUUAACUGUGGAGAGUGGGUGGCAUGUUACUGUUUUUGCCCAGGUUCGGCUCACCGGUGGGUGUCAUUUCGGAAAAGGCAGGAGCUGGGUGAGGGCAGUUUCCCGUAAGGAGAAAUUGGAAAAUCAAGAACUGGAUUAAACCUGCUUUAAUUCUU
Messenger RNA from Harpia harpyja (harpy eagle), 3717 nucleotides. RefSeq lists its product as uncharacterized. The record is from RefSeq and is a predicted model, not a curated record. Gene Ontology annotation, biological process: canonical NF-kappaB signal transduction. The transcript is spliced from 4 exons. Lineage: Eukaryota; Metazoa; Chordata; Aves; Accipitriformes; Accipitridae. The coding region runs from base 331 to 1200 and encodes 289 amino acids.